UGACUGCCGUUACGACCGUACCGACCCAGUGGGCGCGUAGCUAUAGCCGGUCGAAACGUAAGGCAUAGUCAAUCUAAAUCAGUGUUUUGAUGGUUGAGGUUAUGUGUCUCUAAUGUUUACAAAUUAAUAAAACUUAGGAUAUGGCAGUUUUAUUAUAAAGCUUGUAUUUGUUUUAUAUGAAUAUACGUUAUUUAACUUUGGAUAUAGUCACAUUUCGGUCAAUAGUUUUAAAAGGGUGGAGCUUAGAGGUUGAAUUAUUCAUAACAUAACCUAGUAGUGGUAGAGAUAGUCGUAAUUUUCUAAGAAAGCAUAAAGAAAUCAACAUGUCGGAUGCUUGGGAAGAAAUCCAAGCUAUCAAAAGCAAAAGGAACAGUUUAAGAGAAAAAUUGCAGAAACGCAAGAAAGAAAGACAAGAUAUCCUCAAUCUGUCUGGAGGCUCCUCUGAUAACAAUGCUUCUCCUCUCAAUAAAAUCUUGCAGUCCGAGGGGGGAGGCAGUGGAGUUCCAUCACCAGUUACUGCUAAAAUUGUCGAUGAUGUGGAAGACUCAAACUCCCAGCCUGGAGUGGAGCCCAUGCGCCCAGAUCCUAGUGUGGAGGCCCAGCUGUUAUCUGUGUUGUGUGAACUGUCCCUCACUUUGCCCAUGACGUCCACGGCCCUUUGUGCGACAGUGGCCAAGCGCAUGGACAACCGUCCGGUGUCCCAUGAUGUCCUCACUAAUCUCCUCCUUAAGUUUGCCACUCAGCAGAUCAUCAGUGUGAAGGAGGGAUUCAAAGAUGGCAAGUCAGUGCUAGAAGUUGUUUCUGCAGAGCAUGCUAAACUUCUUGCAAUGGUGAAUGAAAUAAAUCCUGAUCCGAGUAGAUCAAAAGAAACUGAGCCUGCCAUCAAAGCCUCUAAUAAAAAGCGGAAAGAAAAGGAUCCUACAGAUGGAGAUGUCCCAGCAAAAACUGCAAAACUGACAACGACAGUGGAAAAAGAUGAGAAGAAAUCUAGAGAUAAAAAAGCUACAGAUAUCAUGUCUCUACUGUCAAUGCCUUCAAUCAAAGAGAAAGAAAAUAAGAAGCUUGGUGAAGAGAUCCUUGCUCUUCUAAGUCAGCCAACGGCUAAGGAGAGAUCGCUGGCUGAGAGGUUCCGGUCACAGGGCGGAGCUCAGGUGAUGGAGUUCUGUCCCCAUGGCACCCGGGCAGAGUGUGCCAAGAUGGGCCAAGAAACUUGCAAGAAGCUUCACUUCAAGAAGAUUAUCCAGAAACAUACAGAUGAGACUUUGGGAGACUGUUCAUUCUUAAAUACCUGCUUUCAUAUGGACACUUGCAAGUAUGUUCACUAUAAAGUAGAUGGCCCUACUGUUCCUUUGCCAAAAGACUCUGGAAGUGGGGACAGUGAAGAAAAAAAGAUAAUGAAGAAGAUAAGUCAGGAAACAACAAUUCUCUACCCUCCUCAGUGGGUCCAGUGUGAUUUGCGGUAUUUGGAUAUGACAGUAUUGGGAAAGUUUGCUGUUAUUAUGGCCGACCCACCGUGGGAUAUACACAUGGAACUUCCAUAUGGAACCAUGUCAGAUGAUGAGAUGAGACAGCUGGGCAUUCCAACCUUGCAAGACGAUGGUCUCAUCUUCCUCUGGGUUACAGGCAGAGCCAUGGAACUGGGCAGGGAGUGCCUGAAGCUGUGGGGCUACGAGAGAGUAGAUGAGAUCAUCUGGGUCAAGACCAACCAGUUGCAGAGGAUCAUCCGGACAGGAAGAACAGGCCACUGGCUCAACCACGGCAAGGAACACUGUUUGGUAGGCAUGAAGGGAAGUCCAGCCAACCUUAACCGAGGACUGGAUUGUGAUGUGAUUGUAGCGGAGGUGAGAGCGACCAGUCACAAGCCAGACGAGAUCUACGGUAUAAUCGAGCGGCUCUCCCCUGGUACUCGCAAGAUAGAGCUGUUUGGCCGUCCUCACAACGUUCAGCCCAAUUGGAUCACGUUGGGAAAUCAGGUGGAUGGCGUUCGUCUCGUAGACCCGGAACUGAUUGAAGCAUUCCGGAAACGGUAUCCGGAUGGGAACUGUAUGACACCACCAAAGACUUAAAAAUUUAGCUUGUAGUUGUGAUUACCUCAUUUUGAUUUUGGCUGUGAUUAAGUGUGGUAGACAACAAGAACAUCAAGGUGAAGAGGAGAUUGAAUAUGUAUGACGUGAGGGAAAAAUUAAUGACAAAGAAUGAAAAUAGAGAGUUGAAUGAAUAGCUUGUCAGUGGAAGAAUCUCUUGGUAUGAAUAUAAUGAGAGGAUCUGGGCCAAUUAAAAUUGACAAUCCAGCAAUUUAAAGUUUUAGAAAAAACUGCAAGAUAGAAACAUCUUGUAUGUUUAGAAAACUAAAUUAUCCCAACUUGUUCAAGGAUUCCAAAUAUCCUAAAAUCAAAUCCAGUCAGUUUUAAUUUGCAUCUGCUGGUAAUGUUUGAUAAUAUUUGUAGAUUUAAUGUAGCCAUUACAAUUUUUUAAGUUUUAGUCCAAUUCAAAUUUUGGUUAUGGUUCCUAUUUUUUAAUUCUGAUUACAAUUGAAAACUUUUCAUGCAGGUCUUGUGUUGUGCAAAAAUCAUUGUAAAAAAUAGGAUAAUAGAUACAGGAGUGAAAGAACAGGACAACUAAACAAACUUGAUAGUGUGUUGGUUCUUUAAUAAAGAACGUGACUGAAUGUUAUGGGUAAUGAACACACAUAGCAAUAGAAUAUUAUACCGCAUAACAUUGCGUGUUUAUUGUGGAAACAGUUUUUAAGUAAAUCAAUACAAAUAUUGAUAUACAAUGUUUGAUUCUAUAACACAUAUGUUUUGGUUGUAUUUUCAUCACUUGGAGGUCAGCUGCCACAGACAUCAUUUGAGUCACAUCUUGCUGAGGUCGUUAAAUGGUUUUGUAUUAACAUCUUCAAAUUUAAAUACGAAUCUACUGUCAUAAGAGUGGGUGAAUGUGGUCAUAGCAGCUAAUAUCAUAGUGAGAAAGAAUCAGCUGCUGUGUUUGAACAGAACCAGUACACUUAAAAAUGUUUAUACCAUUAAUCCACAUGUUGUGCCAUCCUCUAAUCCAUGGUCACUAAAAUGGCAAAAGGUAAGGAGUGAAAUGAAUUCCAUGUAAUUUCCCACUGUAGUGUGUAUUGAAGAAAAGACCUUCCAAACAUUGUCCGGCUUCUUUCCUGUACUCAAGAGUUUUUUAAAAAGUUAUGGGUUUAACAUAAAAAAACUCUUUUGCAAAAUUGUAUACAGUUUAUUAGUGAUGAAUGGACCUUCUGCAUUUUCAUUAGGUCAUAUCACAGGUGUGUAUUAUCACAGGUUGUGUAUGACAAAAGAUUUGAUGAGCUCCUUAAAAACAUUAUAAGUGUAUUGUAAUAUACUACAAAAUCUAAAAUCAAAUAAAAAUCAGCAUUGCAUUCAAACAAAUGUUGAUGUCCCUAUUAGUAUUAAAAAAUGUUCAAUACACGACUUACUUUGAAUAGAUAUUUAAAUGGGGAUUUAAUUACUCUUUAAUGUUUUUAAUGAUAAGACAAGUUAGUUUGAAGACAGAGAGCCCAUAGAAAUGGUCAGGUUUUACAGUUUUAACAAUUUUUUUACUUUUUAAAUCUUUAGGUUUUUCUCACUUUCUGCAUUCUGAGUACAAUUGUUUAAGAGACCCACCUUGGUAUUUACAUGUUUUAAAACAUUAGAGUUAACCUGCUAUUUGUUUUUUGUUUCCAGAUCAAUUGUUAAGUUCUGUUCGAAAUUCUUAAAAAUAAUUGAACUUUUAUGAGGCCAAUAUCAAAAAAGGGUUUUGAUUCAUCCUUCUCUGACGUGCUGAGGCUAUUGUAAUAUGCUCUUUACUAAACCAUUGUAAAUGACUAUCAGACUAUUUUGACUUUUUUUAAAUAAUGUUAGCUGUUUAAACCUUUUUGUAUUCCCUGAUAUUUGAUAGUGUAAAACAUGACAAGAGUCUACUUCAUUUAUUGUUUUGCACUUACAACCAUCCAAGUGCUUUGCAUUUACAUGAAACAGAUCAGUAUUAACUUGCAACAUGUACUAAUACUUUUAUGGCCGUUGCACUGGGAAUACGUAUGCCCCAAACAAUAAGCCCAAUAUUUUAACGUAAGACCUUAACAUGUGUUAUGCGUAUGUUAGAAACAUAACGUAAUCAGAAAUAGUAAUAUUUUUUGGUUACACAUUUGUGAAAAAUGUGAUAAAUUUUCAAAUAAAAAAUUGUAAGUGUAAAACUAAGUUUUGCGGAUUUAGCUCAAAGAAAAAAUGGUGGCAUCAGAAAGGUUAACUAAGUCAGUGACAGAGCAGUCAGUUCCUAUUCAUUUUAAUAGUAUAUAUCCUCUUACUGCAUUAAAAAAAUAGAUGCUUUGAAUUGUUCCAAAUAUUGUACAACAGACAGAGCUGAAAGAAGAUGUGUAUUAACCACAGUAUGAUCUUGUGGCCUUAUAGAUUUUAUGUAGACACACUUAGUUUUAGUGAUUAAAUAAGCCAAGAAUUGUAAUAUACUACAAAAUCUAAAAUCAAAUAAAAAUCAGCAUUGAUUCAAACAAAUGUACAUGUCCCUAUUAGUAUUGGUGUCUUGUAUAUUAACUCAUGGCAUUGCAUGUAUUUGGUUUAAUCUUACGACUAGUAAUGCCGUGCCUUACAGGGCAGUGUGCCCCGUUCCACUAGCACUAAUCCACACUGUGUGGUAGCCUUGGUACAAAACAGUAUUCUCUUGUCUCAACUGACCAAUGUGUUACUCUGAAUACAAAUAUGGUAUACUUGAUUUGUUAAAAAAACUACUGUACUUUAAAUGGUUUUUCACUAGAUUGGUGUUGCAUUUUCCCUGAAUUUUUGGGUUUCAUUGUUUCUGUUAAAUUGUAGAAAUUUUGGAAUUUUCCUGUGCAUCCCAGAUAGCAUCCAACCCUUUCAUUUAAAUAACAACGUCUAAAGUUAUCUAUAGUUAUGUAAAUGUUUUAUUAAAAAUACGUGUACAAAUCUUUUUACUUUAUAUGCUAUAUGUAUCCUUGUAAUAUUCAUGUUCCUGUAUAGAACAAAAAUCUAUAAAAAUAAAGCAUAUUUAUUUUAUUUUGUAUGUUAAUUUCAAGAUUGUUCAUUGUGAAACAAGAAUUAUAACUUGCACUACGCAUGUGGAAAUACCACCCAAGUUAUUGAAUAAAAAGAAAAUUAUGUGAUAUACUACUUCAUCAGUAUGUUUCAUCAGUUAGUAAAAAUAAAAAGUACAAUGUGAGGGCACCACUGUCUGCUACCUGUCUGCUGUACGUUAGUUCUAAAUGAAAAUUUGUUUAUCAUGUUAAAUAUAGCCUUGACAUUUUAAUGUUCUUAUAUUAAUUUAAUAAGAUCUAAGAAUUGUAUGUUAAAAUAAAGAGUAUUUUUUGCUUUUAUAAAUUGUUUUUGGAAUUUUUCAUCAGAAAAACAAGAAUUUUAACUCAUUUUUUGGGGUGCUAGCAAAUGGUUAUUGAGCAAAAAAGAAAAUUACCUAAUAGUCUAGCUAUAUAUAAGUUUGUUUUAGUUAAUAAAUAAAUAAAAACACAAAAGUACUUAUUUUUGUGUAACUGUGGUUUUAAGAGCAUCGGUUUCUGCUAGCACAACCCUUGUCUUUUUGUAAAUUUAUAUGUGUCAGUAAGCCAAUUUCUUUUGCUUGUAGAGUUUACUUUUAUAACAGGAAUACAUUUUUGUGCUCAACUGCACAGCUGUACUGAAUGUAUUCUAGGAUUAAUUUAUUAUGUGUUAAAUGUACAUUAUUUGUAGGAUUUGUAAUAAAUUAAAUUUUUAUUUAUUAAAAAAAAUAAAUAGUUUUAAAUUGUAUGCAUA
This is a messenger RNA of Homalodisca vitripennis (glassy-winged sharpshooter), 5789 nucleotides long. RefSeq names its product N6-adenosine-methyltransferase catalytic subunit (gene Mettl3). The record is from RefSeq and is a predicted model, not a curated record. Lineage: Eukaryota; Metazoa; Arthropoda; Insecta; Hemiptera; Cicadellidae. Gene Ontology annotation, cellular component: nucleus; RNA N6-methyladenosine methyltransferase complex. Gene Ontology annotation, molecular function: mRNA m(6)A methyltransferase activity; mRNA (2'-O-methyladenosine-N6-)-methyltransferase activity.